This is a messenger RNA of Onychomys torridus (southern grasshopper mouse), 4858 nucleotides long. RefSeq names its product coiled-coil domain containing 88B (gene Ccdc88b). The record is from RefSeq and is a predicted model, not a curated record. Bases 34 to 4425 code for a protein of 1463 amino acids. Gene Ontology annotation, biological process: cytoplasmic microtubule organization; cytoskeleton-dependent intracellular transport. Gene Ontology annotation, molecular function: dynein light intermediate chain binding; microtubule binding. NCBI's taxonomy places the organism in Eukaryota, Metazoa, Chordata, Mammalia, Rodentia, Cricetidae. The transcript has 27 exons. Gene Ontology annotation, cellular component: centrosome; cytoplasm.
CAGCGUGACAGGGACUACACUCUGACCCCCAACAUGGAGGGGGCCAAGGGGCCCAGGCUCAAAGACUUCCUGAGUGGGAGUCUGGCCACCUGGGCACUGGGACUGGCUGGGCUGGUGGGGGAGGCAGAAGAAUCAGCGGGGACAGAGGAGGAGGAUAAGGGGCCUCUUUGUACAGAGAAGAGAUUCCUGCAGCUGAGUGAUGGGGCCUUACUCCUUCGGGUGCUUGGAAUCAUUGCACCUAGUUCUCGAGGAGGAGGCCUGCGGAUGAUCAGGAGUCACGAUGGUCCUGCAGCCUGUCGGAUGUGGAACUUUCAUCAUCUGUGGGGGCGACUGAGGGAUUUCUACCAGGAAGAACUGCAGCUGCUGAUCCUGCCGCCACCCCCAGACCUCCAGACACUGGGGUUUGACCCCCUUUCAGAAGAGGCAGUGGACGAGCUGGACGGCAUCCUUCGGCUGUUGCUGGGGGCCUCAGUGCAGUGUGAACAUCGGGAGCUCUUCAUCCGUCACAUCCGGGGCCUCAGCCUUGACGUCCAGAGCGAGUUGGCUGCUGUAAUCCAAGAGGUGACCCAGCCUGGUGCUGGUGUGGUAUUGACUCUGGCUGGACCAGAGUCUGGAGAGCUGGUGGCUGUGGAGCUGGAGAUGCAGUUACGGAACCUGAUGGGGACGCUGUCCAGGCUGGUUCGAGAACGUGAUCUGGGGGCACAGCGGUUGGCUGAAGUGCUGCUGGAGCGGGAACCAGCCCACUUGCGGUGGCCAGAGGCUCCUGCUAAUGCUUCUGCAGAGGGUCCCUCGCACCAUCUGGCUCUGCAGCUGACCAACGCCAAGGCCCAGUUGAGACGACUGCGGCAGGAGGUGGAGGAGAAGGCCGAGCUGCUGCUGGACUCCCAGGCCGAGGUGCAGGGCUUGGAGGCUGAAAUUCGAAGGCUCCGCCAGGAGACCCAGGCACUGUCCGGACAAGCGAAGCGCGCCGAGCUCUACCGCGAGGAGGCAGAGGCACUACGCGAGCGAGCCGGCCGCCUGCCACGCCUGCAGGAGGAGCUGCGGCGCUGUCGCGAGAGGCUGCAGGCCGCUGAGGUCUUCAAGGGCCAGCUGGAGGAGGAGCGGGUGCUUUCUGGGGCCCUGGAGGCCUCAAAGGCGAUGCUGGAGGAACAGCUGGAGGUUGCCCGAGAGCGCUCAGCCAGGCUGCAUGAGACCCAGCGGGAGAAUCUGCUGCUGCGCACGAGGCUGGGCGAGGCCCAUGCGGAGCUGGAUUCUCUGCGGCAUCAGUUGGAGCAGCUGGUGGAGGAAAAUGUGGAGCUGGAGCUGGAACUUCAGAGGAGCCUGGAGCCACCCCCAGGGUCCCCUGGGGAGGCUCCCCUACCGGGAGCAGCACCCUCACUGCAGGAUGAGGUGAGGGAAGCAGAGGCUGGGCGGCUAAGGGCAGUGGAACGGGAGAAUCAGGAGCUUCGAGGCCUGCUGCAGAUGAUGCAGGAGCAGCUUGACAGCCAGCGCCCUCUGCUGGAGGAGCAGAGCAAGGAUGCCAUGCUGCCUGGGCCCAGUGGGGCUCCCCCAACUCCUGGGGCCCCAGAUCACAGCCUCAAAAGCUGGUCUUGCCAGAGGGGAGGCGAAGGCCCUGACUCCUUGGACCUGGCUUCCUCAGCCUCAGACUCUGACAUCACAAGGUCAUCUGAGUGUCCCCAGGCACCUGACUCACAUCCAGAGGUGAUGGAGAGUUCUUUCAAGAUGCUUUCUCAGGAUCCCCAGACCUCAGUCCUAACUCCCCAAGAAUCAGACCCUACUGUGGAAACACAUGGAUCUCUGGAGAAGUCCAGCCAGAGAGCCUCUCUCCAGGGCCCUAUUGUCUGGGCCCUACCACAGGGUCCGGAGAUCAGAAUUGAGGUGCAGGAGUUGCCAGGAGAGACUGGAAGCAGGGAGGCUCUCCAAGGGGAAUUGGUGCCCGAGACCCAGGUCCUCAAACAGGAGAGCCCUGAGUGCAGGCCCAGGUCUUCAGAGUUCAAACUCCAGGAGCCACUGAAGGAUCAGGGGACUCUGGAUCAGGGCCUAGAACUGUCCAAGCAUCAGACAGACGCAGGAGGGCAUGAACAGAGGCCCGAGGGGUUGCUCAGUAAACUGGUCCCUCAGAAACCACAUCAGACAUCAGAAGAGGCUCCUAAUGCCUGUGCUGCCCCAGAGGAGCAGGCCCUCAGAGAGGAGGUAGCACAGCUAAGGAGAGAGGUUGUGGGCCUUGAGGCUAAACUGCAAGCCCAGGCCCAGAGACUGGAGGCCCGAAGUGCAGAGGCUACCUGCCUCUCUGAGGAGCUGGCCCAAGCGCGCAGAGCAGAGGCUGAGGCCCAUCAGGAGGCAGAGACCCAGGCCCGGGAGCAGGCCCGACUGCGUGAAGCGGUGGAAACAGCGAGCCUGGAGCUGGAGGCUGCAUCGCGAGAGCGGGAGGCGCUGGCAGAGGCGCUAGCAGCAGCAGGCCGGGAGCGAAGGCAGUGGGAACGUGAGGGGCCCAGGCUGCGGGCUCAAGCCGAGGCUGCCGAGCAGCAGGUGCAGGCUCUGGAGGGCCAGGUCCGUUGUCAUCUGGAGGAGGCUGAGAGGGAGCAUCUGGAGAAACAAGCCCUCAGGGAGGAGCUAGAAAAGGCUGUGAUACGGGGCCAGGAGCUGGGCGCCCGGCUGGAGCAUCUGCAGCGAGAGCUGGAACAGGCAGCCUUGGAGCGUCAGGAGUUCCUACGAGAACAGGAGAGCCAGCACCAGAGGUACCAGGGCCUGGAGCAGCGGCUGGAAGCUGAGCUUCGGGCAGCAUCAACCAGUAAGGAGGAGGCAUUAAUGGAGCUCAAGGCCCGGGCCCUGAAGCUGGAGGAGGAGCUGAUUCAGCUACGACAGUGCCCUGUGGGGCUGGCGACAGAGGGGAGGGCUGACCCUCGGACCGCGGAGACCCAGAACUCUCGGCUCAUCGAGGUGGAGCGAAGUAAUGCCACCCUGGUAGCUGAGAAGGCAGCUCUGCAGGGGCAGCUGCAGCAUCUGGAGGGGCAGCUGGGGAACCUGCAGGGCCGGGCACAGGAGCUCCUGCUACAGAGUCAGCGGGCGCAGGAGCACAGCAGCCGCCUGCAGGCUGAAAAGUCUAUGAUGGAGAUGCAGGGCCAGGAGCUGCACAGGAAGCUGGGGGUGCUAGAAGAGGAGGUGCGGGCAGCAAGACGGGCACAGGAGGAGACUCGUGAGCAGCAGCAGGCUCUGCUUCGGGACCACGAGGCCCUGGCCCAGCUGCAGAGGAGACAGGAGACAGAGCUGGAGGGACUGCUCGUGCGGCACCGAGAUCUCAAGGCCAACAUGCGCGCCCUGGAGCUGGCCCACCGUGAGCUGCAGGGCCGGCACGAGCAGUUGCAGGCCCAGAGGGCCAGUGUGGAAGCACAAGAGGUGGCCUUACUGGCAGAGCGUGAGCGCCUGAUGCAGGAUGGGCAUCGGCAGCGGGACCUGGAGGAGGAGCUGCGGAGACUUCAGAGUGAGCACGACAGAGCUCAGAAGCUACUGGCUGAGGUGUCUCGGGAGCGAGGGGAGCUCCAGGGUGAACGUGGGGAACUGCGGGGCCGCCUGGUGAGGCUGGAGCUGGAGCGGGCACAGCUGGAGAUGCAGAGCCAGCAGCUGCGUGAGUCCAACCAGCAGCUGGACCUGAGCGCCUGCCGGCUGACCACACAGUGUGAGCUGCUGACCCAGCUUCGCACAGCUCAGGAGGAGGAGAACAGGCAGCUGCUAGCUGAAGUACAGGCCCUGAGCAGGGAGAAUCGGGAGCUGCUGGAGCGUAGUCUGGAGAGUCGUGACCACCUUCACCGAGAGCAGCGAGAAUACCUGGACCAGCUUAAUGCCUUACGCCGUGAGAAGCAGAAGCUGGUGGAGAAAAUCAUGGACCAGUACCGUGUGCUGGAACCUGGGCCCCUGCCCCGCACCAAGAAGGGCAGCUGGUUGGCAGACAAGGUGAAGAGGCUGAUUCGGCCCCGGCGGGAGGGGGCCCUCCAUGGGGGGCCACGCCUGGGGGCCGAUGGGGCUGGCAGCACCGAGAGCCUGGGGGGCCCCCUGGAGACGGAGCUCCCUGAGGGCAGGGAGGCAGAUGGGACAGGGUCCUCGUCACCGGCACCCAUGCGCCGUGCCCAGAGUUCGCUUUGCUUGGGAGAUGAGACCCUGGCAGGUGGGCAGCGGAGGAGACUCAGCUCCCGGUUCCCUGGAGGGCGAAGUUCUGAGUCAUUCAGUCCAGGGGACACCCCAAGGCAGCGGUUUCGUCAGCGCAGGCCAGGCCCCCUGGGGGCACCCAGUGCCCAUAGCAAAGGAUCUGGAGUGGAAUGGGAUGGCUCCAUUAAGACCCUCCCGGAACAUGAAACAGAUGCCAGUCGAGAGGCCCUCCAGGAGCAGAAACCGGAGAAACACCCCCUUACCUCUUCCCUCAGCCAGUGACACUGUGGGGGCAGGAAACUUAGGAGUGCAGCCUUCUCCUCAAUACAGGGCCGGUGGAUCUCCCAGGCAACCCAAGAGCCGGGGGACCCAGGGACUCCAAGAAGAGUACUUAAACAAAGAGGCCUGGACUCCCAGGUCCCCCACAACCCGUACUGGGGCCCUACGAAGGAGCUGGGACAAGUUUGUCAACAGAGGGUGUGACUGGUCCCAACGAGUAGCUCCUGGCCAGGGCUCUUGCUCUGGUACACAGCCAUCAUUGAGGAGGCGAUCUCUGGGGGAUUCCCCAGUUGAAGGGGGCUGGCAAGAGUGGGCAAGAGAGUCCUCUGCACGGUCUAGAUGGGAAGCCAAGGCCCAUUCUCUUGGGACAAGCCUGGGCUGAUAUCUAAGUCUUGUCCCGGACAUGAAGGAGAGAAUAAAACUGUAACCCCAUGAA